AUGUCUGUUCGAGUAGUGGCCCGAAUUCGUCCACUGCUGGACGGCGAGCACGACAAGGACAUUAUUGUCCACGCCGACAGCACCGAGGCUGGCAAGCCCAACACGAUUGUCAAGAUCCCCAGCCCCAAGAAUGGUGCCGAGGAGUUUUCGUUUGCGUUUAACAGCGUCUAUGACCAAUCCACCUCGCAGGAAGCCCUCUACACUGCCGAAGUCCAGCCGCUUCUCAAAUCGCUCUUCCAAGGCCUCGACGUGACCCUCUUUGCCUAUGGCGUCACCGGCACCGGCAAGACGCACACGAUGCGUGGUGGCCUCAAGCUGGCGGACCGAGGCGUGAUCCCGCGUCUGCUGAGCGGCGUCUUCCGCCGGGGCAAGAAGAUAGCCAAGGACACGGACGGCGGGACGAGCGUUGUUGUAGCGCUCUCGUACUACGAAAUCUACAACGACAAGGUCUUUGACCUGCUGGAGCCGCCCGAGCAGCGGACGCCCAUGGGCCUGCCGCUGCGCGCCGAGGCCGGCGGCCGCACCGUCGUUUGCGGCCUCACAGAGCGCCGCUGCGAUGACCUGCGCGACUUUGAAACGCUCUACAUCGAAGCCAACAGCAACCGCGUGACGGCGGCGACGCGGCUCAACGCGCACAGCAGCCGCAGCCACGCGGUGCUGCGCGUCAAGGUCACGCAGACGCGGGGAGACGACGGCAGCGUGCGCGAGAGCACCGUCUCCGCCAUCGACCUCGCGGGCUCCGAGGACAACCGCCGCACGGACAAUGGCAAGGAGCGGCUGGUCGAGUCGGCGGCCAUCAACAAGAGCCUGUUUGUGCUGAGCCAGUGCAUCGACGCGAUUGCGCGCGGCGACCGCCGUGUGCCCUACCGCGAGUCCAAGAUGACACGCAUCCUCUCGCUCGGCCAGAACAAGGGCAUCACCGUCAUGAUCCUCAACCUGGCCCCGCUCCGCAGCUACCACCUCGACACCCUCAGCAGCCUCAACGUCAGCUCCCGCGCCAAGCGCAUCGAGGUCCGCGAGAUUGAAAACGAGGUCGUCUACAAGCAGUUUCCCAAACCGAGUGUCGCCCACAACGUCGGGCCCGGCGGGGGCAAGCGUCAGCCGCUGCAGCCGCUGGUCAACGCCCACAACGUCCUGAGUGGCAACGCGGCCGCGCCGCGUCCCGUCAAGGCGUUUAGCGUCUUCACUGAUGAGCUCAAGCCGUUGCCAACCGCCCGCUCAUCCCUCGCCACGUCGGACCUGCGCAAGACCAGCCCCUUGAAGCGCACCUCGGACCAGGCACCCACCAGUACGCGGCCCUCGAAGCUGGCCCGCCCGUCGCUGCUGCCGUCCUCGCUCUCGAGCAGCAACGGGUCCAUCACAAUGUCCACCGCGCAGAUUGAAGCCAUGGUGGAGAAGAAGGUUGCCGAGGUCCUCGCUGCGCGCAUGGCGGCCGAGUCACAAACCACCACCGUCAUGGCGCCACCGCCGCCGCCGUCAACCGAUGACGCCAUGAAAAGGCGUCUGGAGGCGCUGGAGCGUCGAAUCGAGGCCGACGAGCGCCGCGAGGACGCCAAGUCGGACGGCCUGCGGUACCUGCUUGCGGCGCGCCAGCACAAGACGAGCGGCGAUGAAGCGGCGGCGCUGCGGGCGUACGAGAGCGCGCUGCCCUUUUUCCCCGGCCAGGCCAGGCUCGUGGGGAAGAUAGCGCGCCUGCGUCAGCGCCUCAACAUGCCGCCGCGGGCACCGUCAGCGCCCGUCGCGGCCGCGGCCAAGGCGGCUGCCCAGGCAGCAGCAGCUGCCGUCGCUGACGAUGUGACGUCUCUCGUCGGCCAGACGCCAGAGAGACGCCGCAUGUCCCGGCUGCCCGUCGUGCAAGACGCUGCGGGCAAUCUCACGGCGAACCUGGAUGUGACGAGCACAAUGUCAUUUGAUUUCAGCGCGCGUACAAGACGCAUGUCGCGAUUCAACGUGCAUCCCAUGCCGGCAAACUAG
Cordyceps militaris CM01 is the source of this 1974-nucleotide messenger RNA. RefSeq names its product kinesin family protein. Gene Ontology annotation, molecular function: ATP hydrolysis activity; microtubule motor activity; ATP binding. Bases 1 to 1974 code for a protein of 657 amino acids. Gene Ontology annotation, cellular component: kinesin complex; microtubule. Gene Ontology annotation, biological process: microtubule-based movement. The record is from RefSeq and is a predicted model, not a curated record. The transcript is spliced from 2 exons. Lineage: Eukaryota; Fungi; Ascomycota; Sordariomycetes; Hypocreales; Cordycipitaceae.